GUCUGAGGGAUCGUGCAGGGGAGCCGGUAGGUCCAUCGUGGAAGGAGUGGACACGGGGCCAUGGGAAGCAGGAAGAAGCUCACUUUGGAGGAAAUGCUGUCUUUCAGGGAUGUGGCCAUUGAUUUCUCUGCAGAGGAGUGUGAAUGGCUGGGCCCUGAUCAGUGGACUUUGUACAGGGAUGUGAUGUUGGAGAAUUUCAGCAACCUUGUGUUCCUGGGACUUGCUUCCUCUAAGCCAUACCUGGUCACAUUUCUGGAGCAAAGACAAGGACCUUCAGACAUGAAGAGACUAGGAGCAGCUGCCAUGCAAACAGGAAAAAAACACAAUACAGGCAAAGAAUGUGGUAAAACUUUUCCUUGGAACUCACCUAUUAGCCACCAGAAAAUUAAUUUAAGAAUGAAGCCAUAUUAUAAGUGUGAAGAAUGUGGUAAGGCCUUCCAUACUCCAUCAUUACUUUGUUUACACAAGAGAAUUCAUGCAGGAGAGAAACCCUUCAAAUAUGGUGUGUGUGGCAAAUCAUUCAGAAGUCCAUCAGUAUUUUCUGGACACAAGAAAAUUCAUAUAGGAGAGAAACAAAACAAGUAUGAAGUUUUUGACAAGGCCUUCUAUGUCCCACCACUGCUUUCUGUAAACAAGAGAAUUCAUACUGGAGAGAAUCCCUACACAUGUGAAGUAUGUGGCAAGGCCUUCUACAAUCCAUCACAAUGUUCUGAACACAAGCAAAUUCAUACAGGAGUGAAACUCUACAGUUGUGAAGUGUGUGGAAAGGCCUUCAAUCGUCCAUCACGACUUUCUUUACACAUGAAGAUUCAUACAGGAGAGAAACCCUACCAGUGUGAAGUAUGUGGCAAGGCCUUCUAUGUUCCAUCACGACUUUCUAAACACAAAAGGAUUCAUACAGGAGAGAAACCCUAUGAGUGUGAAGUGUGUGGCAAGGCCUUCAUUUGUUCAUCAGUACUGUCAGUACAUAAGAGGGUUCAUACGGGAGAAAAACUGUACAAGUGUGAAGUAUGUAGCAAGGCUUUCCAUGCUUCAUCACUACUUUCUAAACACAGAUUGAUUCAUACAGGAGAAAAGCCCUACCAGUGUGAAGUAUGCGGCAAAGCCUUCACAUAUCCAUCAUUACUAUCUCUACACAAGAGCUGUCAUACAGAAGAUAAACCCUACAAGUGUGAAGUAUGUGGCAAAGCCUACAAUAGACCUUCAACACUCUCUGUACACAAGAGGGUUCACACUGGACAGAAACUCUACCUGUGUGAAGUAUGUGGCAAGGCCUUCCAUGUUCCAUCACAAGUUUCUGUACACAAAAGGAUUCAUUCAGGGGAGAAACACUACAAGUGUGAAGUGUGUGGAAAAUCCUACAAUAGUCCAUCAGGACUUUAUAUACACAAGAGGAGCCAUACAGGAGAGAAACCCUAUAAGUGUGAGACAUGUGGCAAAGGCUACAAUAGUCCAUCUGGAAUUUCUGUACACAAGAAGAUUCAUACUGGACAGAAACCCUGCAAAUGUGAAGUAUGUGGCAAGGCCUUCUAUGUCCCAUCACAACUUUCUGAACACAGGAGAAUUCAUACAGGUGAGAAUCCCUACAAAUGUGAGGUAUGUGGAAAGGCCUUCAAUCGGCCAUCACGACUUUCUUUACACAAGAGGAUUCAUUCAGGAGAGAAACCCUUCAAGUGUGAAGUAUGUGGCAAAUCCUACAGUAGUCCAUCAGGACUUUAUUCACAUAAGAAGAUUCAUACAGGAGAGAAACCGUAGAAUUGGGAAGUUUGUGUCAAGGUUCUAUUGCUGGAUCAUUACUUAAAGUACAUGAGAGAAUUUAUACAGGUGAGAAACCAUACAGGUAUGUGGCAAGGACGUCUAUGUUCCAUCAUGAGUUUCUGUACACAAGAGCAUUCAUACAGGAGAGAAACCCUACAAGUGUUAAAUAUGUGGCAAUGUCUUUAAAACUUCAUGGAUUCUUUCUCAUUUACUAAUCCAUUCUGGAAAGAAACCCUACUGUGAAGAAUGUGAAAAAGCCCUGUGUGAAAAGUCAUCUUAACUCAGCACAAAUUAUCUCACACUUGGGAGAAAACUAUAAGUGCAAGGAAUGUGGCAAAGACUUUAGAACUUUAGAAACACACGUUCUCAACUCCGGGCUUUUCAUAUUGGAGAGAAACGUUAAGAGUGUGAAGAAUGGCAAGGUAUUUCAUAAGUCUUAUGGUCUUAAACAACUUCAAAGAAUUCAUUUGUGAAAGAAACUCUGAAGAAUAUGCCAAGAUAUUUUGUACUUACUAAGAAGUCUUAAACUUCUUAAAACUUAAAACUCUAAAAGAUAUCAAACUAUAUUCCAGAUAAAAACCCUUCAAUUAGGUGAGAUAUCCUAAUGCUAAGUGGAAAAUCUGGGAAACAGAGAUAGAAAGAAGUAGGUAGUGUGUAGGAGAAACCAUGUAAGUUCCAAAAGGAAAAGAUGCCAGAAUAUUGCCAUUAAGUCACAGCCUCGUGAUGAUACAUAGAUGAAUAGAAAUGGGCUAAUUUAAGAUGUAAGAGCUAGCUAGGAUUAUGAGCCGUUGGCCAAACAUGCUGUAAUUAGUAUAGUUUCUCUGUGAUUAUUCAUGCCUGGGUGUCCGGGAAGUGAAAGCACAGUCUCUGUUUACAUACCUAACUCAGGAUGAAAUAACUCACACUGGGGAAAAGCCUUACAAAUAUCUAGAAUGGCAAACCUCUCAACUGUACCUGAAACCUUAAGGAACAUCAAAGAAUUCAAUCUGGAGAGAAACCCUACAAGUCUAAAGAGUGUGGCAAAGACUUUAGCACUUACACAUAACAUUCUCAACAGCAGACUAUUCUUAUUGGAGAGGAAGAUUAUGACUCUGGAGAAUGAUAAGGUCUUUCACCAGUCUUCUGGAUUUAAACAACAUCUAACAAGUCAUUUGUGAGAGAAGCCUUGUGAAUUGUGUGCCAAGGCAUUUUCCACUUUUGAAGAAAUUCUGAAACAGCUGUUAAUUCAUAUAGGAGAGAAAUGGUACUAGUGUCAAAAAAUUUUAAAACUGUUUCAUAAGCUUUUAGUGUUCCUCAAGACAUGUUCGUUCAAAGUUCAGUGGAAUAAUGCAAAAUUUUAAAAUAUUCGUAAAUUAUUUUAUACUUCUUUAGAUCCUAAAUAUCAGAUAUCAAAAAAAUAAUCUGGAUCAAAACCCUACAACUAGGGUGAAUGUGAUAAUGCCUUUGGAGUCAUUCAGACCUUAUCCAAGACAAAGGAAUCCAUACUACAAGGAAGCCAUAUGCUUGUCAAAAAUACAGUGACAUAUGUUACCAUUCAACCAACAUGGCCUCCUUAGUAUCUAUCCCAGAUGGACACAACACAGCAGUGAAUGGUGAACCAGUGCUUUUAAGAACUCCUCAUACCUUCAACCAGUGAUCUCAACCUUCCUAAUGCUGACAUCCUUUGAUACAGUUGUGGUAUCCCCAACCGUAAAAUUGUUUUCUUUUCUACAUCUUAACCUAACAGUUUGCAAUUGUUAUGAAUCAUGGUGUAAAUAUCUUUGAAUAUGAUUGUGUUAGGGCACCCCUGUGAGAAGGUCUUUUGACCCACAAACGAUUCGUUACCCACAGGAUGAGGACUGCUACCAUAAACAAAAGUUCAUACUAAGGAACACCCCUAGAAUUUGAGGAAUACUGAGAAGACUUUUUUAUCAUUCAGUCCUUGAAUUCCGCAUUGCGGAAGCCACACAUGAGAGAGUGUCUGCGAUUGUAGACUGUGCUCAGGAGUUUAGCUAUUCUCAUGCCUGUGUGCGCAACACCCUGGUAAAGGCCACUACAAAUACUAAGACAAUAGCAAGACUUUCACCUGACUUUCUUUUCAGAAGUAUCCUCUGAGACUUCAUACUAGCAAGAAAAGCUGUAAGCGCAAACAAUGCAGACAAACCUCCAGUAAUAUUUCUAUUCUUAAUCAGUAUGAAAGCCUAAAAUCCAAAUAAUGAGGACAUCCUUCAGUAAUAUUCGAAUCUUCACGAACACGAAAGAAUACUUAUUGAGAAGCAGUAAUGCAAAUGCUGAUGUAUUAUUUGCUUCUACUUUCAACUUCACACAGCCUUGCAUUAUGUGCUAAUCUCAGUUUUGUAGAUAACUUGAUCUGAUUGGCUCAGGGACAUAUCUGUGGGUCUUUUUGUUAGUGCUAAUUGAUGUAGAAGAAUCUAGGCCAAUGAAUGAUAGUGUACACCAUACAUGGGCUCCCUUGUCAAAGAUGUCCUGGGUUAUAAUAAUGUUGCCUGGGCUUGAGGCCUCCAGAUUUCUGCUGUGUUUUGCUAGCCCGGCUUCCUGGGAUGAUGCUGGGCUGCCUGUGAACUGAAAUGGCCCUCUUUCCCCCCUAAUUAUUUUUGGUCAUGGCAUUUAUCACCACAAUAGAAAUUGAAUGGGGUAAAGAACAUUGCAAUACUUAAGCGAGGUGGUGGUGGCGCAUGCCUUUAAUCCCUGCCCUUGGGAGGCAGAGGCAGGCGGAUCUCUGUGAGAUCGAGGUCAGCCCAGUCUACAAGAGCUAGUUCCAGGACAGGCACCAAAGCUACAGAGAAACCCUGUCUUGAAAAACCAACCAACCAAACAAAAGAAUAUUGCAAGACUUUACCAUUUCUUAUUACCUUAGUUGACAUAGAAGGCUCCAUACCGCAAAUAAUAUCACAAGGUUUUGAAGUUUCUUCAACCAUAACUCACACUCAAACUUCACUGAAAAUAAAAUGGUUGCAAAGAAUAUUACAAAGGCUUUAUUUCUUUUUCCGCAAUUUAACACCCCCCCCCCCAAAAAAAAUCCUAUCUUGGAAGUUAAGGCCUACCAGGCCUGAAGGAGCCAAGCUGCAGUCUGCCUGGUGUUGUCAGCGGUUCUGUUAAUAUAGAGCAACCAAGCAGUGUUCGCUGAGGACCUAGCAACAGGCGCUGUCCGAGGUCCUGAUUGUGCCUAGCCAGUGAGAGAUGAGCAUGAACUGUCAAGUGUCAGUGGAUCAGACCGCCUGAUUGCUGGGAGAGUUUAUAAGUUUUUCUUGUUAUUAAAUGAGUCUGCUGUAAGCCUACCUGACUCCCAGCGUCUGUCCCACCUUUUCACCACCUCCCCUAAGGAAAACCUUAGGGCUCAGCAAUAUCUGGCCCCCGGAACAGGGACUUCUAACAGGUUUUGAGCUCACCUGCUCAGAGUCCUUUUUUCAUGGUAGCUGUAAUUUUUGUAUUUGCCUGGCACAGGGUCUUGUCAUCUUCCUCUCCUCACUGGCAGUGCUGGCACAGCGCACCCAAAUGAUGUACUUUUGGUGAAAGACCCCUCGGUUCCUUCGGCGGGUGGUCCUGAUAGGUCUGCUGCCCUGUGCAGCUGACACCGCAGACCUCGCAGUACUCUAUGGAGGGCAGCUGGAGCCGGGUUGGGCUUCCGCAGCCCGGGCCUCGUGUUGGGCUUCCUCAGCCCUGGGCCACGUUGGGCUUCUGUGGCCUGUCCAGGAACCACAGCUUGUCACUGGUAAAACUGGGGUCCCAAGUCCCAUGGCCUGGUCUGCCCCAGUUGUCCAAUCCAAGCCCGCUAGAGCCUUUCAGGAGCCUGCUGCUUCUGAGGUAUCUGAAGGAACUUCAGUGGGUGAUCUGAGCUGUGGGAGCUUGGGUCUGUUCGGCAGAGAGAGGCUGAAGCUGGCUCCUGCAGUGUGUCCUCACAGCUCCUGGGACCUUUGACUCUCGACAGCUGGUAGGUGAAUGCAGCAGUGGCCACAGCUUCAUUGCUUCUGCUGUCCGUAUGUGCCCUUCCCACCUGGGGCUGAACUUUAGUUGGGUGCUGCUGGAGACACGGCCUGAGGCCAGCUGCCUUUGUCAUGUACUGGUGCUGUUAGAGGACACGGAGCCAGCUGUGCACCUGGGCAUGCACAUCUGCAGUCCGCCCACCUGGGUCCAUUGUCCAGGCACUGAAAGGGUAGAAUGGCUAAAGAAAGUGGAAAAGCACACGUGGCCCUUUAUUUGCAAUGUAUAGAGAAGCUCUUUCCAGAAACCAUAGAGCCAGCUGUGUGGGGGGCAAGUGCCCGCCUCAGCUCCUUCAGUUCACAAAAGUAACUGUGGGUCAGCAGCCCCUUACAGUCAAAGGUGUUAAGGUUUAUACAAAAACCUUCAGAUUAAUUUUGCAGGAAAUUGUGAGAUUGAUUUGGGGAUCAAAAGGUACUUUUGUAGAGCAGGAGUGAGAAGUAUUCAGAUUCAUGGGACAAUGUGGUUGAUCCUGGAGCCCUUAUUGGUGACAUGACUUCAGUUGGAUCAUUGUCCAUCGUCUUCCUGAGGAAACCACUUUUAGGGAUUAACUAGACAGGACUGACUUAUCUUCUGGAUGUCCCUGAACUGAAUGAUUUAUCAGACACUAUCAUUUUGGAUUCAAUAUCAAACUAAUUGGCAAUCAUUUGCCAAAAAGCAAGAUCUUAACAGGGCCCCCUGCACUUCAAAUAAAGAUACAGUUCCAUGCAGUCCCCUCCUCCACUCUCAACCUUUCUGUCACCCUGACUUUUUCAGAUUCCAAUAAACACUCAAAGGAUUUUGAGCCAUGAUUCCUGUCACAUACUCUAUUUCACUGCCUAAACACCUAUAUCUCUUUAAUUCUCAGAAAAAUUGGAGUCCCAAUUCAAUUAAAAAUUAAAGAUUGCUUUGGAGUUAAGAGUGUGACUCUCCUCUAAAUCCAAGCAUGUUGCUAGAAGAAAAAUUUAUAGUUUCUGUCUCACAUCAGAAGAGCUACCUAGUAUGGGACAGAAGAAAACCAAAAAUCUAGGGACUAUUGUUAAAACUCUGUUUUCUCCCCUUACUUAUUUUUUGAUUCUUUAGUACCUUUUUUUUCAGCUAAGGAACUUAAGUAUAUAUUGACACACUGAUAAGCAAAAUAAAUAGAUUGAUAGAAAAUAGAUAGAUAUAUAGACGAUACAUAGACUAUAGAUAGAUGCAAGGAAAAUAGAAUGAUUAACAGAUACAUAGAAAGAUAACAGAUAGUAGAUAGAUUAUAGACAGAUGAUAAAUAGAUGUGACAUGUAAACUCAAAAUAGUAUUACAUUUUAACAUAUUUAUCUUAUUUUUAAUUAUUCGUAAGUGUAUGUGUGUCUGUGAUUCUGCAUGUAUGGUCCGCCUAUUUCUCUCAAAAAUUCAGUGAUUUUUCGGGGCUCCUAGAAGAUUUCCCACAUCUCUGGCAUACCCUAUAGUCUACAGGGAGACGCCAUUGUGGAGAGGACCAACAGAGAUCUUGAGGGACUGUUGGCCAGGACUAUAACACCAGAGACUAGGAGAGAUCCUCAUCUGGCCUUAACAGAGGUCCUUUUCCAUGUGAAUUUCCUCAGUUUUGAUGACAAGGGAUUCCGCCCAGCUUAUAAGCACUGGGCAUCCCUGCCAAGGAACACAUCCUAGCCCCUAGUAAGAUGGAGUGAUCCUAUCUCCCUUCAGUGGCAACCGCCAGCCCCCUGCUAACUUGUGGGAGAGGGUAUGCUUGUGUUUUUACUCAGCAUGUCACAACGCCAAUAUGGGUUCUGGUAAGAGAUGUACGUCCAGCCAUGGAUCAGCCUGCUUUCACCAAAGAGGGAAUAACACAGGAUGGGUAAUGUAUACACUCCCCUUUCUUGUUCUCAUUGCCCCCUAACAACAUGAUUUAUUAACGGCAGAGGUUAUAGCCUUUGACUACUCAUAUAUUUUUUUUUAAAAAAGGUUGGUAUAUUAUAAAACAGCUAUUGGAUCCCUUCUGAAUGUUCAUAUAUGCAUUAAUUGGUGGGGUGGUUUUGUUAACCCUUAUUCUCCUUAAGUGUCUCAUAUAGCAGAUCUGACACCAGUAGACAGCACCUAAGGAAACUCUUCAGGUGUUAAUGACUCUUGGGCAUUCUUCUUGUAGUCCUCCACAGAAGUUUAUACAUAUCUGGUUAUUUGUAAUUCAAAAGGCUAUUAUUACAUUAUUACCUAUUACCCCCCCCCCCCUCACACACACCUUUGCAACUCUCCAGGAAUGAAUGCUCUUCAAGGGCUGUUACUCAAAGACAGGGAAGAGCUUCUUUGGUAGGUUAACCUAAGACAGGCACAGUCCAGUUGCUGAGCCCCCCUGAGGCAGGGUCAAGUCUUGAGCAGAGAACUCUGGCUUCUGCUGAGCACCCUAUGUAAUAAAUAAAAAGGGUAGAUAUGUAGGAAGUUAAGGCCUACCAGUCCAAAAAGAGCCAAUCUGGAGUCUGCCUUCAGCUGUCAAAGAUCCUGUCUGUGCCUAGUCAUUCGGGAGUGACCAAGAGGCGUUUCCUGAAUGCCUAGCAACAGGCACUGUCAGAGGUCCUGAUUGUGCCUAGCCAAUGAGAGAUGAGCAUGAAACAUCAAGUGUCAAUGGAUCAGAAUGCCUGGGUGCUGGGGAGAGUAUAUGUUUUUCCUUGCUGUUAAAUAAAUGAGUCUGCUGUAAAGCUUCUACCUGA
This is a messenger RNA of Myodes glareolus (Bank vole), 8402 nucleotides long. Lineage: Eukaryota; Metazoa; Chordata; Mammalia; Rodentia; Cricetidae. The record is from RefSeq and is a predicted model, not a curated record.